Messenger RNA from Alligator mississippiensis (American alligator), 2080 nucleotides. It is a transcript of the gene SLCO1C1, whose product is annotated as solute carrier organic anion transporter family member 1C1. Gene Ontology annotation, molecular function: bile acid transmembrane transporter activity; protein binding. Bases 8 to 1993 code for a protein of 661 amino acids. Lineage: Eukaryota; Metazoa; Chordata; Crocodylia; Alligatoridae. Gene Ontology annotation, cellular component: membrane. The transcript is spliced from 13 exons. Gene Ontology annotation, biological process: sodium-independent organic anion transport; bile acid and bile salt transport; transmembrane transport. The record is from RefSeq and is a predicted model, not a curated record.
UAUUAACAUGGAAAACGUAUCCAAAGAAAAUGCUCGGUUUUUCUUGAAAAACAUAAUCGUGCCAAAUGACAGGUCUUCAUGCAAAUCUGAAUCCUCUGCUUCCAAGGAGAAACAAAGCUGUGGAGGCAUAAAGAUAUUUCUUGGUGCAUUAUCUUUUGUUUACUUUGCUAAAGCAUUAUCAGGAAGUUAUCUGAAAAGUACCAUUACUCAAAUAGAAAGAAGAUUUGAUAUUCCUUCUUCUCUGGUUGGUGUUAUUGAUGGCAGCUUUGAACUUGGGAACCUCCUAAUCAUAAUUCUUGUAAGCUACUUCGGAGCCAAACUUCAUAGACCAAAGAUAAUUGGAGCAGGUUGCCUAAUAAUGUCAGUUGGAACGUUUUUUAUUGCAAUGCCCCAGUUCUUUAUGGGACGCUAUAGGUAUGAAAUAUUGCCUUCCUCCACAAACUCUUCUAUCAGCAUCUCUCCAUGUCUACAUGAUAAACACCAGAUACCACUGUCAGUCUUGGAAAGACCCCAAGCAAAAAUAAAUGCAGGGUGUGUACAGACAGUUGCGAUUAUAGGACCAAUAUUUGGCUUUCUUUUAGGGUCCCUGUGUGCCAAGCUAUAUGUUGACAUUGGCUUUGUGGACUUGGAUAGUAUAACAAUAACCCCCAAAGAUGUCCAGUGGGUAGGAGCUUGGUGGCUUGGUUAUGUAGUAGCUGGUAUAAUAAGUGUUCUGGCUGCCAUCCCAUUCUGGUUCUUACCGAAGCACCUAUCCAGACCAGAAAGCAGAAAGGAUUCCAAUACCUCUUCUGAACAGUCAAAGUUCAUCACUGAAGAUAACAGGGAGCAUCACAAACCUUAUACACAGCAACUGAAGAUAGUGGAAAUGGCAAAGGAUUUUCUUCCAUCGCUGAAGAACCUCUUUGGAAAUCCAGUGUACUUUCUGUAUUUGUGUGCAAGUGUCAUUCAGUUCAAUUCUUUAAUUGGUAUGGUGACAUAUAAACCAAAAUACAUUGAGCAACAGUAUGGGCAAUCAUCUUCAAAAACUAAUUUUGUCAUAGGUAUGAUCAACAUUCCCGCAGUGGCCUUUGGAAUAUUUUCUGGAGGACUGAUCAUGAAAAAGUUCAGGAUUAAUGUUGUAGGGGCAGCAAAGCUCUCCUUGGGAUCAUCCUUCUUUGGUUAUUUAUUGCUCUUUACCUUGUUUGCAAUGGGCUGUGAGAACUCAGAUGUGGCAGGAUUGACUGUGUCAUAUGAAGGAAUCAAACAGGUCUCUCAUUAUGAACAAGCUCUCUUUUCAGAAUGCAACUCUGGUUGCAUAUGUUCAGAAAAUGAAUGGGAUCCUAUAUGUGGGGAAAAUGGAAUCACGUAUGUGUCAGCUUGUCUAGCUGGUUGUAAGUCAUCAAAUGGCAGUGGGAAAAAUGCUAUGUUACGUAACUGCAGCUGUGUGGAAAUUACAGACUCUCUAUCCAGAAGCUCAUCAGCAGUGAUAGGGACAUGUCAAAAAGGAAGUGAAUGUGCAAACAUGUUUCUGUAUUUUCUGGUAAUAUCAGUCAUCACUUCAUAUACUUUGUCAAUAGGUGGCACACCUGGAUACAUAUUACUCUUAAGAUGCAUUAAUCCACAACUCAAAUCUUUUGCACUUGGAAUCUAUACCUUGGCAAUAAGAGUUCUUGCAGGCAUCCCUGCUCCGGUGUAUUUUGGAAUGUCAAUAGAUAACACUUGCCUAAAAUGGGGAAGCAAAAGGUGUGGGGGAAGAGGAGCUUGUAGACUCUAUGAUUCUAACGCAUUUAGAUAUGUUUAUCUGGGAUUGACUGUGGUUUUGGGCACCAUGUCAAUUUUCCUGAGCAUUGCUGUCCUUUUCAUUUUAAAGAAAAGGUUUGUUCCACAAGAUGAAAAUAUUGCAGCCACUGGAGAAAGAGGAACAGUCUUGGCCAGAAACAGCAAAGACAAUUUUGUCACUUGUGACCAUUUAAUUCAGACAGCCUACUGGCCAGACAAGGAAACCCGCCUUUAGAAGGAGGGAUAUUUUGGAGGGAUGUGUUCUACAUGUGGAAGUCCAGUGUAGGAGUUCCAUGCCAAAUGCUCUAGAAUCAAAGUGUCA